UUGAAGCGCCGUGCGUCUAGUGGCCAUCUUGGGUACUGUUCAUGUGAUUCAGUAACGUUCAACCAGUCGAAGAGCUCUAAUAAAAACAUUAAAACUGGAAGGGCUCAGCAGUGCCUGGGUGCCCAGGGAGCCACUGCCUGAGUCCCUAGAGGUAGAUACCAAAAAACGACAGGACAUGAGUUCUGCCAAAGGAGGCCUGGUUAUCUUCACUGCCAACUCCAACCCCUCCAGCAGAGAGCUGGGGAAGAGGAUAGCUGAGAGGUUGGGAGUUGAACUUGGGAAGGUGCAGGUCUAUCAGGAAGCUAACAGAGAAACACGGGUCCAAAUUGAAGAGUCUGUGCGGGGUAAAGAUGUCUUCAUCAUCCAGACUGUGUCCAAGGAUGUUAACACCACCAUCAUGGAGCUGCUCAUCAUGGUGUACGCCUCGACUUCCUGUGCACGAAACAUCAUCGGUGUCCUUCCCUAUUUCCCCUACAGCAAACAGUGCAAAAUGAGGAAAAGAGGCUCCAUCGUCUCGAAGCUUCUUGCCUCCAUGAUGUGUAAAGCAGGUCUGACUCAUCUCAUUACUAUGGAUUUGCAUCAAAAGGAAAUCCAGGGUUUCUUCAACAUUCCAGUUGACAAUCUUCGGGCCUCGCCAUUCCUGCUACAGUACAUCCAGGAAGAAAUUCCUGACUACAGAAAUGCUGUAAUUGUGGCCAAAUCUCCAGCAUCAGCCAAAAGGGCCCAAUCAUUCGCUGAAAGAUUACGUCUGGGCAUCGCUGUUAUCCACGGUGAGGCCCAAGAUGCCGAUUCCGACCUAGUGGAUGGACGCCAUUCCCCACCCACUGUCAAAAACAUGGGGGCCAUUCAUCCAAGCCUAGAGAUACCUUUGCUAAUUCCCAAAGAAAAACCUCCAAUCACUGUGGUGGGUGAUGUGGGUGGACGAAUCGCCAUAAUAGUGGAUGACAUAAUUGAUGAUGUGGAUAGCUUUCUAGCAGCAGCUGAAACACUGAAAGAGAGAGGUGCCUACAAGAUCUUCGUCAUGGCCUCCCAUGGAAUCCUUUCUUCUGAUGCACCUCGACUAAUAGAGGAGUCGGCCAUUGAUGAGGUAGUCGUGACCAACACCAUUCCACAUGAGAUCCAAAAACUUCAGUGCCCUAAGAUAAAGACAGUGGACAUCAGCAUGAUUCUGUCUGAAGCCAUUCGCCGGAUCCACAACGGAGAAUCCAUGUCCUACCUGUUUCGUAAUAUAGGAAUGGAUGAUUAACUACCUAACAUGUGCAAAGAGGUCAAGAUUUGUCAGUCAGUUAAAGCUAUAGCAUGUGUCAUUAACCUAACUUGCCAAUCAAAUCCAUCAUACAUUGUUUUAUUUGUAAUAGGUUGAAAUAAUAAUCGUGUGCUCAAAUGGCCACCGAAAAAAGGCUGAGCUGUCACAUGACCUUUUGAUGACCUCAUUUUAAUUUUAAAUGACAUCAUUCUUUUUAUCUACUGUAGUUUAUUCAUUGAAGGAGGGUGAGCACUGCUGUAUGGUCAACAAUAUGUUAACCAUGAAUGAGAGUUGAAUGCUGUUACAUAUCAUGUCAGUGCCUCAUCUGUGUUAUUUUUGUGCCACUAGAUGUUUGUGUGUAGCUGUGUGGUUAAUGCUGACAGCACUUAUAUUUAAUUCAGAUUUUUAUUUAAAAGUAAAUCAAAUGCAAGGUACAUAGUCUUUAGCAUAGCACUUAAAAUGACCUUCUUAGGGUAGAAGCUAACGCUUCAUAAUAUACUUGACUGAAUGUUUCUCCUGCUUCUAAUAUAUUGAAAUUGUUACCUUUUUUGUUUUGCCAUAAAUGGGACUACAGAAGAGUUCUUUCCUCAGAAAUAAUAACAUAAAUGUUUGUUUAUGGCUUCCAGAAUCCUUAAAUAUAAAUAUCUUGCCUAUGAUAACUUCUUCAUAUUCAAGUGAAGUGCAGGGUUUUUGUUAUGUAACUAAUAUUUCAGGCUUUUAUAUUUAUUGACUUGAUGCACUUGAUGACAAUAAAUAAAAAAUGAAAGAGUUUUAUGUA
Triplophysa dalaica is the source of this 2024-nucleotide messenger RNA. RefSeq names its product phosphoribosyl pyrophosphate synthetase-associated protein 2 (gene prpsap2). Gene Ontology annotation, biological process: 5-phosphoribose 1-diphosphate biosynthetic process; purine nucleotide biosynthetic process. Gene Ontology annotation, cellular component: ribose phosphate diphosphokinase complex; cytoplasm. NCBI's taxonomy places the organism in Eukaryota, Metazoa, Chordata, Actinopteri, Cypriniformes, Nemacheilidae. Gene Ontology annotation, molecular function: ribose phosphate diphosphokinase activity; magnesium ion binding. The record is from RefSeq and is a predicted model, not a curated record.